UUUUUUAGAUGAAUAUUUGUUUUAAUAGAAUUCUAUGUAUUAACAUUUUCUCGUUAUUCUAGCAACACCAAAAAUAAAAUUUGCCAACUCUUACUUCAAGAUAUGAGUAAUGAUAUAACGCUUGUGCAACUGCAAGGGUUGGGCCUGAUAGGAAAAAUAAUAACUGGGCCAUGGAUGAGUCUGGUUGAUAAAAAUGCAACAGGAAAGAGUAAUCUUGAGUUUGGUGACAUUUUCCAGAAAGCAAUAAGGAAAUUAGCUUACUUCAAAAGUAAUCCAGAAUCAAUUCUUUAUACAGAUGUGGAUAUUUUUAGUCAAGUAUUAAAUAUCAAAAAAGAUAAGGUACACCAAUCCCUUCGUGUAAUAAAAAAUAAAAAUAUUUUGGUAAAGAUUUUAUCAGCUUUAAUAAGCUACACAGAGACAGUUCUCAAAAGACAGAUGGCCAGGUAUUUGACUGGCAAUCUCUCAAAUCCAUCUAAAGAAAUGAUAAAAACCACACUAUCUGCUCCACCUCAUACAAUGGAGGCUGAAAGGAUCUUGGGCAUGCUUGAUUUUUUUUUUGCGUCGUGCUCCUAAUGCUACUUUUGGUUUUCUGGAUUCUAAAAUAAAAGCCAGGGUAAACAAAACAUUAACAUGGCUUGAUGAGAAAACAUUGCCAGAACAAGAAGA
Molecule: messenger RNA, 666 nt
Organism: Hydra vulgaris (swiftwater hydra)
Lineage: Eukaryota; Metazoa; Cnidaria; Hydrozoa; Anthoathecata; Hydridae
Molecular function (GO): 3'-5'-RNA exonuclease activity
Source: RefSeq, a predicted model, not a curated record